UAUCUGAGCACUUGAUUUUAUUUUUGAGUAAAUGCAUUGUGGAAUUUGUUAUUAGUUUAAAAUUGUGACAUAUUAGAUUUUACAUUAGUUAAUAAUACUAAAAGUUGUUAUAAAAUUAAGCGCGCGUUUAUAUUUCGUUAAGGGUCACCAAAAUAUGGGCUUAGAAAACAUGCGACGUUGGCCAAUGUAUAUUGUAUUUGCUGUUUGUUUCUUACUUACCCUUUCGCUCUUCAAUAGCUGGAGUAUGGAGACAGAAUUACAAAAUAAAUUAACUGAGCUUAGCACUCAACUGCAAGAAUGUUCAAAACAUCAAACUACCUGCAUGGAAGAUUCGUUGCGGCACAUUCAACAAAAAGACAGUUUUAAUUCUAAAAUUAAUGACUUAGAAAAUCAGAAAAUUAAGUUAAAUAAUGAUUUGUUAGAGUAUAAAGAUAAAAUGUCGAAAUCUGAAACUAAAAUAAACCGCACAUUAGUUGAUGUGGAGCUUUGUAAAACAGAACUACAAUCUUUGCAAAACUUACAACUAAGCAAAUCUGCUACACUUGAGACUCUCCGGUUAGAAAAGGAAACUUUAACUAGCCAACUAGAAGAGCGUAAACAGAAGGUAGAAGAAUUGGAGAAAGAAAUUUUAAGGUUAAAAUCGUCAAUGACAACUAAAAGUGCGCCAAACCCUCCCGCACCAUCUAAGGUAACACCAGCAGCUCAGCCUCCAAAAUUAAGCUCUUCACUUAAUGCCCUCAAUCCAGUGAAUGAACCAGUUCUUGAAGAUAAUGCUAAAGAAGAAAUUGAAGAUGUAAAUGUAGAUUUUGAACAACAAUUGUAACAAAAUGUUGUUUAAUAUUUCACUAGGUAGGUAUUCAAAGGUUUACAAUUUGUUACAUAUAUUGUGAGAAUUGUGGCCUCUUAAUUUUAUUGUUAAUGAAAUGCUGUUGAAGUGAAGACUAAAACAAAAAAAAUAUCUAGUGUAAUGAUUAUAUCAGCCAUCAAGAUAACAAAUAUGGUGCUUGAUAAAGUAAUCAGUGGUAUCAUAUAAAAAGAAUAUGACUUUUUAAGAUACUAAGAUACAUUUUCUGCAAAAUUCUUUUGACGGUUCUUUAGGCCAGGUAAAAUAUCACCAUAAAUCAUUUUAAAAAAUAGCUACUUCGUUUUUGAUACUCUUGUCAAAUGCAGAUAUAUAGUCUCGGAGAUAGAUUAUAAUUAGUUUUACCAAAACACAAGAUUUGUGAAACGAGGAGAUUAGUUAGGAUUUAUAAGAGACCCUCUUUUAUUUUCCUUUUAACAUUUUUUUUAUGCCUUAACAAAAUGUAUGGUCAACAAAGUAUUGCAACUUGUAAGCAAUGUAUAUGUAGUAUAUAUAAUUAUUUGUAUGACUAUUCUAGUAAAAUAUUUAGAAAUGUAGUUAUUUUUAGGGGCUAUGGUAGAUUUAGUGUUACUAUAUAUAUAUUUUGUAACAUCACAAUUUCAAUCUUUAUUUAACAGCUUUAUAAGCAUGAAUAAAGCUAAUCAAUUUACAUAAUGGUUUAUUAAUAUAUUUAAUUUGAGCAAUAGAGGCAUCAACUUAUCUAUUUUUAAUAAUAUCAACAAUAUUCUUUGUAUCUUGAAAAGAAGUGUUUUAACAAUUCUGCUGUUGAUCAAGCAUUAGUAACUCUAACCCUGAUUUUAAAUAGAUCAAAAUACAUAUAAAUUAUAUAUAAAAUAAUUUUUUUAGAAGUUCAAAUCUAAUAUAAGAUAUUAAAAGUAUACAAUAGUAUUAGGUAAUUUGUUCUCAAAAGUAUAAGUAUUAUUUUUAUAUUCUAAAAUAUUGCCAUUAUGGUGCCAGAAAUAUAGAUCUGAAAAAAACUCUUGUAUUUUAUUUGAAUUCAAUCCUUAAAAAUAGGCUAAUGUUUGUUUCCAAUGUAAUUAACUAACAGUGAAAAUAAAUAAGACAUACUUUGUUAUUUAAAAUAAAUAUAUGGUGCUACAACUUUUUUAGGCCUCAUUCUGUAUCUGUUUCACUAUCAUUUGUAAAUCACAUAGGUAAGUAGAUGAUCAGCUUUCUGUUCCUGACACACGCCGUCGACUUUUUGGGUCUAUGUCAACCGGCUUCCUCAUGAUAUUUUCCUUCACCGUUCGAGCUAAUGUUAAAUGCGCACAUAGAAAUAUAGUCUAUUGGUGCACAGCCGAGGAUCGAACCUACGACCUCAGCGAUGAGUCGCACGCUGAAGCUACUAGGGCAACACUUAUCAACUCAACUUUGUUAUUUAUGCAGCAAAAAACAAAUUUAAUGUGGAUUUCACACUUUUAACAAUAUGCAAAAAAGGAGCAGAUCUUAUAUUGAAGGCACAUAUUGAUAAUAUCAAGACAAAAUUAACCACACUUUCGGGAUCUAACAACUCCAUUGUAAAAUGUUUAACUUUAAACAAUAUACAAUAAUUCUUUAGUCAAACAUCCUAUGGAUUGUAACAGAAAUGAAGGGUACAAGUACAAAAAUGACUUAAUGACAAAUUGGACCUAUUUACUUUCAACAUCUUUGUGCAACAUUUUGACCGGUACUAAAUCUCCCUAUUUCCUGCUAGUAUCCAUGUUCUUAAUUUUUUUGUUAUGUUUGUAUAAGUUUGCAUAAGAUAGUGACAUAGUAUAAUUAUUCUGAUGUAAG
Molecule: messenger RNA, 2635 nt
Organism: Pieris brassicae (large cabbage white)
Lineage: Eukaryota; Metazoa; Arthropoda; Insecta; Lepidoptera; Pieridae
Product: golgin subfamily A member 8T-like
Exons: 1
Coding region: 155-823 (222 amino acids)
Source: RefSeq, a predicted model, not a curated record